This is a messenger RNA of Scophthalmus maximus (turbot), 2544 nucleotides long. RefSeq lists its product as uncharacterized. The coding region runs from base 997 to 1845 and encodes 282 amino acids. The transcript is spliced from 6 exons. The record is from RefSeq and is a predicted model, not a curated record. Lineage: Eukaryota; Metazoa; Chordata; Actinopteri; Pleuronectiformes; Scophthalmidae.
UUUACUUCUGUUAACGUCUGCUCUGUAAAUGUUGUUGCUCUUCAACAAGUCAUAGAUUACUUCCCCCUUUGGAUAAUGUGGCCGAUCAACAGUCAGAAUGAGAAGAUUUUGCUUUUAUUUAACUUUUAAUUUGAAUAGAAAACACAUUUGAUGCCGAACUCUUGAGUAACCAGUUACAACAAAGCCUUUUCUUGUAUUCUGCAAUAUAUGUACCGGUUCUGUAAGAGUUCAGAGACAUUUUGAUAAGCAGGCAUUCAUUAACUGAUAAGAAAAGCCACAUGUGCACAGCUGUAAUAGUUAUGCAAUAGUUAUAUCUUACAAUGUGGAAGUAAUUAGAGAGAAUACACAAGGCCACAUUAUGCAUUGUUUCAGUGAAUAAUCGCUCAAAUGACUUUUCUGAAAACAACUUUGCACAAUAAACCACUAAAGCAGGAGAGCCACAUCCCUGUUCAAAUACAGAGAUUCAUUCAAAGCGGCUGCAGGUGAAAAUAUAUACUAUAGUUUUUUUUUGAAUUUUUUAAUCUGCAGGUGUUGAAUGCGUUUUGUACAUGAAUAAACUAAUGACUGACAGUUACCAUUAUUUAACGGAUACUGCAGAUUUCAAGCAUGAUCGCUCAUUCGUGCACAUCCUGCUUGGCAAGAUGCAGAUGGAGGCUAGUAGCUACAAUAGUUGGUUUCUUAAGAUGGCACUUUUUUUUUUACAGUUAUGGAGAUGUAAUUUUAGAGUGUUAAAGCUGCACAUUCUCACAUUGAUAUAAUAUAUAAGCGCAGUAGACUCAGGACAGAAGAAGUGACAUCCAGCAGUGUUUAGAGAAACGUCCUGGAUGGAAACUUGUCAAAGAGGGAAGAAGUGAAAGAGGCAAAGAGAGGUCGAGUCAGACCAGACGCGACACACUCACCACUCGCCCCUCGAGAUCACUGAGGACAGAAGAGAGAUAGAAAGAGAGUUUCGUCCUCGGGAGGCAGAGACCGACUUGUCGCGGGCGCCGAAUCAGGAUGUUGGCUCUCAUCUGGGCGUCUCUGUUCUUAUCUGUGAGAGGCAACAAUACAGUCAACGACACAGUUUUUCUACGCAUCUUAAAUAGCUCUGCGUGUGAGGUUCAGAUGAAGGUCGUGACCUGUGUGUGCCUCACUGAGGGGUUCCCCUUGCCCACCGUCACGUGGAAGCUGUUGAAAAACGUUGUUGUGCACUCUGUCGUCGCCGCCCCCGCCGCAGUGUCAUCGAACUACGCGGUCAACAGCACCAUCGUCCUCACUGUGAGCGACCACAGGGACGCCGCUCUGUGUGUCAGCCACAACGCCGGCGGGGUAGUAGAACUAAAGCUCACAAUCCCAGCGAAUGAGUCCAAACACGAGGAUCUACUCAAAGAACUGUUGAUGACCCUUCAACAGCCGCAAGUCAUCAUUGCGUUUGUGAAUGGGAUUUUUCUUUCAGCAACCAUCUGCUGUUUGACCAGAGCAUGCCACAGAAAAAAAAAGAGAAGAUCCGUCAAUUUGGCUGAGGACAUGGAGAUGGUGACGGUUCCAGCGAUCGAUAAUGGUGAAGCAGUGGGAGAUGAUGACAGGACCCGUUACCAAGAUGCAGCUGAAGGAGGAGCUGAGGCUGCUGGGAUGUCAGCCCCCGAUGGGUACCAGGCACCAAAAGAGGUGGAGUACUCCAACAUCGUCUUCUCUGCACUGGGAAGGAGUGUCGCCGAGUCCAAUGAUGCUCAAGAAGCCACAGAGACCGAGUACGCUGAAAUCAAGAACGAAGCAGCACAGGAGAGACCGGACGACGGUGGAGCUUUGGAGGAAGGCGAGGAGGAGGAGGCGAUGGAGGAGGGGGAUGAGAGGGAGACGGGAUAGAGUGUGUUGGCAGAGGAAGGAGGUUAGGAUGUGGUGCUGUAUUCUCAUGUGUCUAGGUAAAUAAUGAGCCGGCUGGACCUCAGGGUACAUUUCUCUAUAUACAUACAUGUAUUGUAUUGAUACAUGGAAACGUAAUGAAUUCAAUGAAACAGACGCAUGUUAGGCAGAGGUCAAUUUAAUGGUCUUUGUCUGAAGUUACUCUUGUAAUAUGUUGUUGCUCUGAUGGCUUUUCUCACUUUUACGUGUAAACGACAAUCCUCAUCUUUGCCUGAAGUAAUUGAGACUGUGCAACUCCAUUCACUUAAAAUACCAUUUAAUUAUUCAUUUAUAUAUACGAUCGCAGCUUCCCAAGACCGGUUCCCCCAUCAGACAUCAGGCAUGAGCCUGGUGAGAACAAGUAAACUUUUUGCCCUAAUAAUCUCUAAUGUCUCUCACAGGCUUCACAGAUGCUCUGUCAGGGGGAAUCGACAGCUUUUUGUAGCAUUUCAGCUUUUUGUGACUUCUUCUUCUCAUAUUAUUAUUAAUUUUAUUACAAGAAAUACAUUUAUGUGAAAUAUAAAAUAAAAUCAAUUACCAUAAAGACUUCCAAGGAGCUUAUUGUACAGAAUUUCCCUGUUGAAACUUUGUCGUGUCCCUUUUUGUACAUCAAUUGAUUGAACAGUUUGAAAAUAAAAAUACUGCUGUGUUCAUGGGAAAGUU